Molecule: messenger RNA, 1616 nt
Organism: Suillus fuscotomentosus
Lineage: Eukaryota; Fungi; Basidiomycota; Agaricomycetes; Boletales; Suillaceae
Product: kinase-like domain-containing protein
Exons: 13
Biological process (GO): protein phosphorylation
Molecular function (GO): ATP binding; protein kinase activity
Source: RefSeq, a predicted model, not a curated record
CUCAAAUCGCGCUUAUCAUCACAAACAUGGACUGUCCGUACUAGUACUAUAGUUACACCCUAUACUCGAUACACCCAGCACAGCCCACAGGGCGCCCCGUUGUUGCGGUAUAUAGAUACGGCACACACGCUUUGCAGCACCUGACUGCUUUUACCUCAUGAACAACACCAACGUUGAGAGCAAGGGCAUCAUGUUCAAGAUCAAACCAAACACCAUUCCUGCGACAGCCAUCCAACGACCGGAACUGUUUCCUAUUUGUUCAGGAGGGUUUAACGAUAUCUGGAAAUGUUUUAUGUCUACACAAUCUGAGAAUCGUCCUGUCGCGAUUAAAGCCGUCAGGGUCCCUCAACAUGCGGAUAGAGAACCACAAGUAGUACGGACAUUUGGCCAGAGGAUUUCUCACGAGGCCUACGUUUGGAUUCAAUUGUCGCACGAAAGCAUUCUUCCUUUUGAGGGUGUUACCGAGGGAUUUGGGCCACUUCCCGCGUUAGUCACUCCAUGGAUGGAAAAUGGAUCACUAAACGACUAUCUGAGACGGGAAGUCAAUCUUUCGAGGGAGAAGAAGUUGACAAUGGUUAGGGAGGUAGCAGCUGGGCUUCGGUAUCUACAUGACAAGGAUAUUGUCCACGGUGACCUUACUGGUACCAAUAUCCUGGUCAGCGGUGAUGGGACGCUCCAUAUCGGGGACUUCAGUCUAUCGACGAUCCUGGCAGAAUCAGAUCAUAACUCUUAUCACGUAGGCAAUGUCCGCUGGAUGGCGCCGGAGGUAAUCACUAUGGACGACAUCAAACCAACCAAGGCCUGCGAUAUUUACUCUUAUGGCUGUAUCAUGAUGCAGGUAUUUUCUGGACGUCAGCCUUAUCACAAUAUAAGGAACUCUAUUGCUGUUAUGGGGGCGAAGAUGCGGGGGAUUGAACCGUUCUCCCAGUUGACUGGUGUCGACGAAGACAUCCAGGAGGUCUCACAAAGAUGCUGGUUACGUGAGAUCAGACAGCGUCCGUUAGUUGCCGACAUUGCGGACUUCUUCUGGUUGCGGACAGACAUCAAGGAGACUACGAAAAAGUUUCUGUCGAACCUUGCAGUGAACAUAAUCCCACAAACAGUACUCACGAAGUGUAGCCACUACGCCGAUGAUUUCAGCCACCCCAGUUCAACUUUGGAAUGUAAGUGGUUGCAGGAGUCAGGUAUAACCGAGGUCGCGGUCAAGACAAUGUCGGAUAAUGUUGACAGUCAAAGUGAUUUGGACAAGAUACACAGUAGGAUCCGCCGUGAAAUAUACGUUAUGGAAAGGUUAAGGCGCGAGACCAUCCUCCCCCUUUAUGGAAUAACAACUGGUUUCGGAGUUCUCCCCUCCUUUGUAUAUCCAUGGAUGGCAGGCGGUUCGUUGCAUGACUACCUGAAACGAGAUAAUUCCAAUUUAAAUGCGCGUCGGAAGCUCGAUAUACUGGUUCAGGUCGCGGAUGGUAUCAAGUAUCUGCAUAAGCAGGACAUUGCGCAUGGCAAUCUAACGGGUGACGUCAUUUUCCUUGACGCUUCAGGUCGCGUGCGCAUUGCAGAAUUCAGUCACUCGGUGAUCCUGGCUGAAGCCAAUAGUCGAAUAUUCAGCGAGCAGCUCC